Anopheles stephensi (Asian malaria mosquito) is the source of this 2027-nucleotide messenger RNA. RefSeq lists its product as uncharacterized. Bases 152 to 466 code for a protein of 104 amino acids. The transcript has 4 exons. The record is from RefSeq and is a predicted model, not a curated record. NCBI's taxonomy places the organism in Eukaryota, Metazoa, Arthropoda, Insecta, Diptera, Culicidae.
UUGCUAACCUAAGCUAUCAGUUACGCGUCACGCAAGCAAAUAAAGUGUUAUAGUGAAAACCAAUUCAGAUUGCUUCAAUCAUUGUGCCGAAACAACAGUUGAAAUUCAUAACAUUUUAUUUCAUAACAUUAAACUUUGCAAAGGAUUCGAAAUGGAAACGACAAAUAAGGAGGACACCUACGGAGAAGUUGGUAAAAUCCAGAUUCCAACCAUCCAGUUUCCAAAUAUUCCAAACCUCCAAAUAAUCAAAAUAAAAGGGGAACCACAGCUCAAUUCCACAAACAAAAAUAAUAACCUUGCAGUCGACAUGCAACCAUGUAAUUCUUCUUGUCAUGCCAACACCGAGAAAUGCGCGGAUGAGGCAAUCAAACCAGAUGAAUUUUGCGCAAUGCACAAACUAACAAAAGAGCAAAAUUGUCUUCAGAAGCAGAGAUUGCGGAGCUUAGAGCCAAAGUGGAUCGGUUAGGGAAAGAAAAUAAGUAUUUAAAGGAUCUUAUAGACAAUAAAUUUGAUAUACUCAUUAGAAAUUCAGCCCGGCAUCGAGAAGCCGUAGAGGAGUUAGUCGCUGUAAGUUGUCCAAGACAAGGUCUACUUUCUAGGAACGAAUUUGAGCUAGCCAAGCUUAAUACAAAAGAAGAAUUAGAUACUUUUGAGCAAUCGAUCAGCACUGACCCAUCGUUUAAAGAAAAUGUAGUUAGGUAUUUGCAGAGGCAAAUAACAGUCGCAGAUGUAGACAGUCGAUUACAUAAAGCGCUUGAUUUCCUUUUUACUCGACCUUUUUUUGCCACAAUCAGUUGGACUGGAAAAAGUAAGCCGGGAUCAACGAAGAUAGAGUUCAGGAAGUGUGAAGGCAUACUUCUUCUGUUAAAAGAAAUAGGAAGUAAUGCGAGAGUUUAAGCAACUCUCAAAUACGUUGCUCCCAAAUUCGUCUUAAGCGCGCUCCGUCUCGAGCUAACCUUUCUCCUACCAAACACACUUCUCUUCAUAAAAAAAGAAAUUAAUUCAUUAAUCUGAAAUGAAGUACUUCUCAUGUAGACGACCACCGACAUAAAUGAUAUCUCUGUGAAAAAUUAUUAUUAAUAUCGAGUUAUUGUUUCUUUCUUAAAUAAUUUGCUAUACACUAAUUUAGAUCUUAUUCAGUUUCGUUGCAUAUAUGGGUAAAUAAAUGUGAUACCUAUGAUACAUAUUUUGUUGAUACCUGUUUCUAAAACAUGAUUUGCUGAGUGAAAUUUAACGAUACUAUUGUCUUUUGUUAAAAACCAACAAUUUCUUUGGUCAUUUUGCAAAACAAAAUCUUGUCUUACAGUUACACUGAUUGUUUUCUUUUUUUCACUUUUUAAUGGAUAACAAGCAUCUUUACUUUUAGGCAUCUUAAAUUCAUCCAACUUUGCGAGUCUGUUAAUGGCUUGUUCCAAGCUCUUCCAUCCACUACGGAGAAGACGUUUCAUAAAUUGACGAUGGUUUUCAAAAGGAUUUGUCGAAAUUAGUGAUAGUGACCCAAACCUGAGCAUUUCAUCAUAAAUAUGUUGCAAAUUAUGAAAAUUGCUUGUCAUGUACUGUCUGCCAUACACGCUAGAGAAGUUUUCAACAAAUUUGUUGAUUAACUGACCUGCAACGUGCCAUUAACUUUUAUGAACUGUUGAAGAAAACAGUGUAAUGGCAAAAAACAGUAGCAUGAAGUGUUUGUACACCUCAACAGGCAGAUGAUCUUUAAUGAUGACAAAUGACGCGUAAUGCAAAAAAAAAAUGCGCACUCAGAUGCUUUCCAAUGAUUGAGGUAUUUGAGAUGGCGUUGUUUCCUAUGUACUUCAAGAGGUUUUAGUACUUUUUGAAUAGCCUCCGAAAUCUGUUCGCAUUGUUUUUCCGUCCAUCGUUUUAUGCCCAAUGUACCGUCUCGCCAUCCCAGAAGCAACCGCUUUGUUGCUCUUAAGUCAAUAAGAUGCAUCCGAUCUGCUACACAUAUUUCUUCAAUAAUGUCGAAAAAUAGAAUGUCCAAAAGAGGGGUGUACACUUUGCGGUGUCCGGGA